AUGGUCGUUGCCCUGCUCGCCAAGGUCACGCUCGCAGCGCUUCUUGGGCGCGUCGUGUGGAUCGUCUGCAAAUGGUGGUUGAGCCCGUCACCGCUGAAAAAUAUUCCUGGACCUGAACCCUCCGGAAGCUGGUUAUGGGGCCAUUUCAAGCAGAUGUUCCAUCGGGAGAGCUGGGACUUCCUUCACGACCUCUUCAACAGAUAUGGUCAGGUGGUGAGGGCGGACUCUUUGCUUGGGCGGAAACUACUCUUUGUGCACGACCCGCUCGCGCUUCACCAUAUUUUGCUCAAGGACCAGCAUGCUUACGAGGAGUCCGAUCAACACACAGCGAUGUGUAUGGCUCUAUUCGGCCCUGGAUUGUUCUCGGUCAUGAGUGACACCCAUCGGAAGCAACGCAAGAUGCUGAAUCCCGUAUUCUCUGUCACUCAUAUGCGCCACAUGUUGCCCCUCUUCUACAGCACAGUGGACCGCCUCGUCGAGUCCAUCCACAAUCAUGUCGCCAACGGACCGCAGACCUUGGACAUGCUUGGAUGGUCGACGCGUAUCGCGCUUGAGCUCAUUGGGCAGGGCGGGUUGGGCUAUUCCUUUGAUCCCUUGACUGAGGACACCGCGAACCCCUAUGGAGAUGCCAUGAAGAUUCUCAUGCCUUCGAUGCUCCCUUUGAUGGUGGCCCGCCCCCUCCUCCCAGUGGUCGGCAAGUUCCUUCCCCGUAUGGUCCAGCGAUGGUUCGCGGAGCGCUUGCCGUGGCCCGCGUUCCAACGGAUCCGCCACGUGGUCGACACCAUGGACGAGAUGUCCCACGAAAUUUACGAUCAGAAGAUGGCCGCGCUGCGCGCGGGCGAAGAGGCGGUCGUACAGCAGAUCGGUGCCGGAAAGGACAUUCUGAGCAAGCUCUUGCAGGCGAACAUGGCCGCGGCAGAGGAGGACAGGUUACCUGAUGAUCAGCUCAUCGCACAAAUCACAACUAUCGUCUUCGCGGCCAUGGACACCACUUCGGGGGUCAUUGCGCACAUGAUCCACAUGCUGGCGGAACAUCCGGACGUCCAGGACCGUCUAAGACAGGAAAUCUUGAUGAAACGUGCGGCCCUCAGCGGCGAAGACUUCACGUACGAUCAGCUGCAAGAUCUGCCCCUUCUAGACAUGGUCUGUCGCGAGACCCUUAGGAUGUAUCCUCCCCUCGUCUUCCUUAUCCGCACAGCGAUCAAAGACGCCGUCCUCCCACUGUCCACGCCCCUCCGCGGUCGCAACGGUACCUCGAUGGAUCGGAUCCACGUGGCGAAGGACACUUCGGUCGUCAUUAGCAUCCUCGCCUCGAACCGCAACCAUGCGAUUUGGGGCCCGGACGCAGACGAGUGGCGGCCCGACCGCUGGGCGAAGCUCCCGGACGCGGUCGCCGACGCCAAAAUCCCUGGGGUGUAUUCCCAUCUACUGACCUUCCUGGGAGGCGGCCGUGCCUGCAUCGGGUUCAAGUUCUCCGAGCUGGAAAUGAAAGUCGUGCUCGUGAAGCUCCUCGAGCACUUCCGGUUCUCCAUGCCCGCUGACCUCGCGCAGCCCAUCUACUGGAACUUUGGCGGCGUGCAGUGGCCGAGCGUGGGGCGCACGAGCGAGAAGGCGGAGUUGCCUCUGAAGGUCGAGCUGGUCAAAGCGUAG
Messenger RNA from Epithele typhae, 1650 nucleotides. RefSeq names its product cytochrome P450. The transcript is spliced from 14 exons. Bases 1 to 1650 code for a protein of 549 amino acids. Gene Ontology annotation, molecular function: oxidoreductase activity, acting on paired donors, with incorporation or reduction of molecular oxygen; heme binding; iron ion binding. NCBI's taxonomy places the organism in Eukaryota, Fungi, Basidiomycota, Agaricomycetes, Polyporales, Epitheliaceae. The record is from RefSeq and is a predicted model, not a curated record.